Lactuca virosa is the source of this 978-nucleotide messenger RNA. Lineage: Eukaryota; Viridiplantae; Streptophyta; Magnoliopsida; Asterales; Asteraceae. The record is from the annotation of a GenBank genome assembly.
AUGGAAUCGACUACCGAUUCUCCGUUCGUUAUUCCUAUUCCAAUUCCCUCCGAUACCAUGAUUGGGAAUGAAGAGCCUAUGGGGACCGAAUCUGUAGACAUGGAAGCUAGUAUCCUAAAUCCUCCCCCUGAAUCAGGCUCUAUUGCUAUUACAGGAAAAGAGGCCGCAAUGCCAACACUGAUUACUCUUGCUGCUUCACUUCCCCAGUUCCAACGUCCUUUUGUUGUGAUAAGUGUUCCCAAGAGCCCUUUUCAAAACGGGGUUGUGUCUGAUGAAGAAGCAUUAGAUAAGGCUCGAUCAUGCUUGAUGGAAGGAAUGCAUUUGUUGAAUGAAGUGUCCGUACACACAAAGGCAUGUUCAGAGCAACUUGCUCAGCACCAAAUCAUUUUCGAUGAAGCCUUGGAAGGGUUGAAGCAACUCCGGACCCUUCAUGAGCAAAUGGAGAAAGAAGCUAAAGGGUUGAGGGAAGAGGUAGUCGGUUUGUCGGAGAGAAACCAAAGUUUGGUGACGGAUUUGAGUCAAGCCAUUGGUCAGCAGGAGGAUCUGAAGUCACAAUAUACGAAGAAGGUUUUUCAAUUGGAAAUUGCCUGCUCUAGAAAGGAUACAGGAGUGGAUCAAAAGGUUGAGGAGUUGCGAUGGGUCAUAAAGGAAGGUAUCCCCAUCUUUGUUCGGGCUUUGUUAGAUUCAAGCGACUUUGGUGUCGUGAAUGCCACCUUGCAGACAUCCGCUAUCCAGCUUGGCCUCCAUCAAGCCUGUGUGGACACGAAAGAAAAGUACCCUGAAGAGCUGAAAGAUAAUAAUAUCUUGUAUUCGUACCCAGAUGCACAACGUCCAAUUAUGGAACACUUUGCUGAGAUGACAACAUACAAGUACUCUAUGGUAUCUACUCUGGGAAACGAAGAAUUGGAUGUAGGUGGUUUGAAGAAGUUGUUGAAGGUUAUGGAUUCAUCCAGAGUAGAUGAAGUUGCAUCGAGCUAG